CUUAGUAACUUACCUAAAUAUCGUAGUAAUUUACUAAAAAGCUGCUGCUGCUCAUUGCACAAAAGUCUUACCUUGAGAUGUCAAGAAAUAACCUCAAGAAAUUAAAUGAAUUCGGCAAAUUAGAGUUCAACAGCGAAGAAGAAAUUAUGACAAAGUCGAUUAACGACAGUUAAGACGUAUCGAAUCUCGCGAUGCUGCUCGCGAUAGCGGGUGGGAUCCAAAGUUAAGAGGUUACUUCGUGCAAGAAGGAAAUAUCGUACCAGAAAGAAGAAAAAAAAGGAGUGAAUAAACAGCUUGUAAGGACUGGAGCGGGUAAGAAUCUAUCGAAGGUCGCAUCGAAUUUCAGGAACGUCGCAAUCGUCGCACAGCAGAAUCAUCAAUCCUGGCACUCCUCGAGAAGACUUUCCCUUUGAACGAUUUCUUGGACGCGACUGAACGAGUGUCUCUUUUAUAUAAUCUACUAUACCGGUGAGACGCCCGCCUAGUGAGAGGGAGGUUCAGGUUCAAACUCUGGCUGAGUUCGACAUCAAAGUUCAUCAUCGUUGGAGGUGUCACAAGUAUAUACAGAUAUAAUUUUGCCAAAGAGAAGGAAACAAUUAAAACGUUUGCAGAAAGCAUUAAUCAGUCUUUCAAUAUCAUGGAAUUAUUUUGCGGCAACAAGCGACGAUGUAAUUCAAAAAUUAAAUAAAGUGAAUAGGAGAUGGUGGGUUAGACCAGUCGAUAGACGUAAAUUUCGAUAGAAGUAAAUGCGGCCACUGUGACAAUUUUUUGAAUUAUCUUGUCAAUGAAGACCAUGAAUUAUUUUAUGAAGACUAUAGAAUGUCAGUGGAUCAGUACAAUCACCUCCUUACUCUGCUACAGCCACACUUGCAAAAAAUUUCUCACAGGGCCCCACAUUCAUCGGGUUUGCGAUUAAGUUUGACAUUAUUGUUUCUUGCUCAUGGAGAUAGCAUAAAUACAACAGCAAGAGGGUUUAGAAUUGGAAAAUCUACAGCAUAUAAAAUAAUUUAUGAAACUUGCAAUAUCAUCUGGAAUGUACUUCAACCAAUUUAUCUUCCCAAUCCAACAAAAGAAUCAUGGAGUCUCAUUGCUGAAGAUUUUUAUAAGAUGUGGAAUUUUCCAAACUGCAUCGGAACAGUAGACGGAAAACAUAUCCAGAUACAAUGCCCUCCUAAAACAGGAAGUCUAUACUACAAUUAUAAACAAUUUUUUAGUAUAAUACUGAUGGCUUCUGCUGAUGCUGAGUAUAAAUUUACUUGGGUUGAUAUAGGAGAUUGUGGUUCCAUGAGUGAUGGAGGCGUAUGGGCUGAAUCUUCAUUUGGUUCUGCUCUAGAGGAGGGUUCUGUUGAUCUGCCACUGCCACGUUUGCUCCCUAAUUCGGAUAUAAUGUUUCCACAUUUUUUCGUGGGGGAUAAAGCUUUCCCACUGAAAACCUAUAUGAUGCGACCAUAUCCAAAAAAAGACUUAUGUGAUAGUAAGCGUAUUUUCAAUUAUAGGCUCUCUAGAGCACGUAGAGUAAUUGAAAAUUCUUUUGGUAUACUUGUUAGUAAGUGGAGAGUGUUGCGACGUUCUUUAUGCUGUUCUCCUGCCAAUGCUGAAAUAAUAGUAAAGGCUUUAAUAUGUCUCCAUAAUUUCCUUCUUAUUAAGGAAGGAGGUAUUGGUGGACGUUAUUGUCCUCAUGGUUCGAUAGAUGGUGAAAUAAAUGAUAUUUUCCAACCUGGUGCCUGGAGGAAAGAGAAUACUUUACAUAACAUACAAGAGUUACAUAGAAUUGGUUCGAACAAUGCUGGCAGAACAGUCAUUAAUUUGAGAAACAUACUUUGUAAUUAUGUUAAUAGUGACGAGGGCCAAGUUGAGUGGCAAAGGGACCGUGCUUUCCACAAUAUAAAUGUUAAUCUAAAUUGAAUUCUAAUUGUUCAUUAAUAAUAAAUAAGUUUUGUGAUAUUAUGUAGGAACCUAUCUUAUACAUUAAAAACGUAUGAAUAAAAUAUUAGAAUUUAU
This is a messenger RNA of Vollenhovia emeryi, 2001 nucleotides long. RefSeq lists its product as uncharacterized. The transcript has 5 exons. The record is from RefSeq and is a predicted model, not a curated record. NCBI's taxonomy places the organism in Eukaryota, Metazoa, Arthropoda, Insecta, Hymenoptera, Formicidae. The coding region runs from base 820 to 1905 and encodes 361 amino acids.